Molecule: messenger RNA, 1667 nt
Organism: Osmia bicornis bicornis
Lineage: Eukaryota; Metazoa; Arthropoda; Insecta; Hymenoptera; Megachilidae
Gene: Pop4
Product: ribonuclease P protein subunit p29
Exons: 4
Coding region: 77-760 (227 amino acids)
Biological process (GO): tRNA 5'-leader removal; rRNA processing
Cellular component (GO): ribonuclease P complex; ribonuclease MRP complex
Molecular function (GO): ribonuclease P RNA binding
Source: RefSeq, a predicted model, not a curated record
UGUUACUAAUACUUUAUAUUCAUAUUGACUGAAAGUCUUGAAUUAUCUGAUUUCUAACGAUCCAUUAUCAAUAAUAAUGACAGAAUCUAAUCAAAAUAUAUUCUCAACGUUACCGAAAAGUAUAACAAAACAAAUUCGUACAUGUGAGAAUAGUGAACAAUACAUUACAAAUUUUUUACAAAACACGUUACCUCUUAAUGAUAGCAGUUGCAUAGCAGAAGAAUUAAGAAAGUCAUUUCUUCUUGCUAAACAUAAAAAUAAACUAAACAAGAAGAGAAGAUGUAAAGGGAAACUAUUAAGUAGUAGGAAACGAAUGCAAUUAGGUUUACGUAAAAUUGGUUGCAAAAAUGAUAUGAAAUAUGUUGAUAUACUACCAUUAAAUCAAUUGUGGUUAAAGUACAUGCAACAAGUACUUGGCACUAAAUUUUUUUCUAAUAUACCAAAAGAUCCAAUUGACCCAAAUUGGGAAACAGUUAAUCAACAAUUAAUCAAAGCAGAUUUCCAUGGUGCUGAAAUUUCUGUUCUUGCAUCAAAAUGUCCCAGUUUAGUUGGAUUAAGUGGUAUAGUUAUUCAAGAUACCAAAAAUACCUUUAGAAUCUGUGGAAAAGAUAAUAUCAUAAGAACCAUACCCAAGGAUGUAGUUAUUAUGAAUAUUUAUUUAAAGGAAGUAAAAUUAGAAUUCUUUGGAAAAGAUCUUUCCAUAAGACCUACGGAAAGAACUAUGAAAAAAUUCAAAUGCGGACGUUUGUAUGAAUUAUAGUGUAUUAUUAUAAUUAUCAUAAUUAUAACCAAGUAACUUUUUCUUGUAACGAACGUAAAUUUACUUGAAAAAGGUUGUUCAAGAUUAUUUAUAUUUCAUUUAUUAACUUAAUUUUGUACUUUGAUAAUGAAAGAUGAAUAUACUAAAAAGGUGGAGAUUUAUAAAGCAUUACAAUUUCACGAUUAAAUUGUGUACAGUUUCAAUACAAAAUAAUGCAAAAUUAAUAUAAUGUAUGUAUUGAAAUUAUGUAAUAGUUUAUUGAAAUAAUUUUUAAUAGCGACAAUUAUUUUAUACUGACUUUCAACAUUGCGAACGUAAUUUUCACUGUAUAUAUAUAUAUAUAUAUAUAUAUAUAUAUAUAUAUAUGUUCAUAUAAUUAAUGAUCGAUCUAAACAUAUAUUUCAUUCCAAAUUUACUAAUAUUUUAUUUUAAUCCACAAUAUCCAAACAAUGAUACAAUUAUAUUACUAUUAGCUUGCAGAACAGCGUUAAAUACACAAUUUUUUAAUCUACAAUUUUAUUCGUUACAUAAUUUUAAUGAAAGUGAAGUGAUUACUGGGAAUGUUACAGAUUCUUGUUUAUAUCAUCUAAUUUUAACAUUUUUUUAUUAUGCAGCUAAAAUUACUGCGAUCGUUAAAUACUAAACGAAAGUUACAUGUAAUAAUCACAACAUUAUUGCGACGAACAUUAUUGAAAAUGUUUCAACGCAUUAAUAUUAUUAUAGUACAACUUCCAACUUUCGUUUUAUACUUAUAAAUAAUGGGAACAAUUUAUAAGUGCAUACCUCUCAUUCAAUUUAAGAUCAUGUGACAAGAAAAUGUCACUUGAAACAUAUUAUGCAAUAAUUUAGCUCUUUUAGGAACAUUGAAUGUAAGAUACGUCAGAAAAAAAAAAUUAUUUUUCCAACA